Molecule: messenger RNA, 5674 nt
Organism: Microplitis demolitor
Lineage: Eukaryota; Metazoa; Arthropoda; Insecta; Hymenoptera; Braconidae
Exons: 9
Coding region: 493-3852 (1119 amino acids)
Source: RefSeq, a predicted model, not a curated record
AGUGCCCGUGGGCCUCCGUCGUGGUGGGUUGUUCGUCGUGCGCGCUCUGUGCCGUGACUUAUCCGGCGGAGGAUCACGUAGAUUUUAUUAUAAAAACUAUCACAAUUAUUUGGGAUAUUCGAGACUGGACAAUAAGAGUAAAAAUUUAAUAAAAGUAUAUAACACUUAUAUUAUAUAUUAAUAGUAAAAUUUAUAUUUUAAUAAACAUGUAAUUGUUCAUUGAGUUAUUGGUUAAGUAAAAAACAAUGGAGUGAUUAAAGUGUAAUUAGUAAAUCGGGUAUAAAAAAUAAAGUAAAAUAGUGCGUUAGUUAUAAUAUAACGACGGGGUUUUGUCCACCGGUUUUACGAGUGUGGCGUACUGGCGUGUUGUAUCGUUACGCGCGCAAGAGACAGGGACACGCGUUUACCAAUAAACACCUAAAAGUUAAAUAACGCCGCGGUGGAUUUGGAUUUCAAGACUUAAGUUUUUAAUUUUUUAAAUAAAUAUUUAUCAUGAUGGAGAUAUCAAAAGGAUUGCAGAAGGAAAUUAUUUUGGUGCAAAAUAAAUUGAAGAACGCCAUUUGUGAUCAUCAGGUUUGCGUGGGGAAACUCAAGGAUGACCCGAAUAAUGUCGAUAUACGCGGACAAAUACAACAAAUUCAGCUUCAGAUAGUUUCCCUCGGGCGAUGCCAGAAGCAAGUUGUUGAGCGAUUGCGCAAAGAAGUUGAGGCAUACCAGGCGCAGAAUUCUAACGGCGUUAAAGUAUCAGUGGCUUCACUUUUGGGUUUAACCAACAAUAACAACAACAUAAACAACAAUUAUCAUGCCAAUAGUAAUAACAACAAUCAUAUCACACCCGAUAAUGAUCAAGCUAAAGAUGACAUUGUCCAGGUCAAGGUUCAAGCAAAUGGUUUGUCCAAACGCAGACGGUUGUCUAAAGACAAUUGUAGGAAUGGAGUCAAUAAAAAAUUACGUGCCAAAGAAACAUCAACUCCAGUAGAAACCUUGUCAAUAGAUGAUGACGUUGUUGAGUUAUUAAAUGAUAAUUCAAUUGAAAAAUUUAAUGACACUGAUAAUUACACUGACAAUGACUCUUCAACGUCGGAUAAAUGUAAACCAGAGUUACAGCAAGCUGAGUUUCUCGAUACACUUGGACUUAUCACAGCCUCAAACUUUGAUAAGUUGCAGAACAAGAAAGCUGAACGAAAGCGUCGAAGUCGUGCUAAUCCGCAGUUUGUUUGUUCUAACUGGGAGCUACCGACGAAAAAGAAACGACAUUCAUAUUUACAAUCGGGCAAUGCGCCGCAAACAAGACAAACGACGGCGCGAUUAAAUGGCCCGUCUCCGCCACCUCCACCGUCAUUACCGUCGUCGUCGUCGUCGUCAUCGAAUAAUAAAGUGACCAAGUCCCAGCCGGGUGUACCGAAAACCGUCCCAUUGACCUCCUCCCCACCUUCCUCAUCGUCUUCCUCGUCUUGCUCGUCUUCCUUGUCGCAGUCGUCGACCUCGAAGUCACUUAUUCCCGCUCAAAAGCCCGUAGGGAAGCCAAAUAUUCUUCGUAACUUAAAUGAAACAGUUCAUGUUAGUUGCAACAAAACACUAGAAAAUGGUUGUAGCACAAGCCAAACAAUUACUUCAAAUUCAAACUCCUCAAAGAGUUCACCGUCAAAGGCCAUGAAUAUACCAGGGCUACCUUCGAGCUUGACUAUUGAGAAAAUAGAAAACGAUGUCGUCUGCAUUAAUUGUAGGAGUCCAGGAAUUUUAUCAAUUUGUGAUAAUUGUUCAGCGAGUUAUCACCCAUCGUGCCACAUUAUUUCACCACCACCACCGGGACAGUGCCCAAAAUGUUUUGAAAUGACUCAAGAUGAGGAAAGAAUCAGUCCGAUUGUUAAAAAAUCUGAGGAAUUAGGCCCAGCAUCGACUGAAGCAAGAUCUUUUGAACAAGGAAGAGAAGACGCAGAAGUCAAUAAAGCGGCUAGUGGAUUUCAUAAAAUUGAUGCAACAACAUCCAACUUCAACCCAAACUUCGGGGUCCAACAGUUGCCAACCUCAAUCCAGCUCAUCCCGAUCGGGUCUAGUCCCCUCGCCAGCACCAGCAUCACCCAGUCAAACCACUCGCUCUUCGCGGGUCCACUCAAUAUCUCCAAUAACUUUAUCAGCGGCGCGGGGAACGACAAUACCGUCGCCUAUUCACCUGUCAUCAUCAACCAAUUCCCCUCUCAGCAGUCCUGCAUCGCCCCCUACAUGCAGUCAGACCCGCGGCUUGCCUACAACUAUGGUAUGCCCAUCGUCAGCCCACCAGACUCCGGGCAUCAGCAUCAACACCACCAGCACCAGCAUCACCAGCAGCAUCAUCACCACCAACAUCACCUCCAACAUCAACAGCACCUCCAGCAGCACCAACACCAGCACCAGCAACCACAUUCAUACCUCAUCAUCAAGAAACUAUCCGAUCCUUGUGUCGGUGGACUCGUUACCCGUUACCAAAGCCAGCCAUCAUGCCCAUCAACAAUUAGCUACAGUUUGCCAAUCCAACCGGGACCAACAAUCGUCAGUUAUCCUAGUCAACAACCAGGGCAGCCGAUUAUCAACUACAGUAUCGGUCCAAUUGAUUCAGGAUCACCAGCAUCACAGCAACUUCUUACAACUUCAGCAUCAGCAUCAACAUCAGGGAUCCCAAUCCCAUCAUCAGCUCAAGCAAUCUAUGAGCAACGAAUCACCGAAGGACAUCAUCAAGCGAUGCUCUACGAUCAGUUCACCUCAGGCCGCAUCAUCGCCGAGUCAGCCGUGCGAAAUAGCAGGCAGUCCUCCGGGCGCGCGGUGCCCGGACUCAACCGCAUCCUACCCCUGGAACCACCGGCGUCAGCUCCCGCCGCUAAGAAUCCAAGUGCACCAGCUGGACCAGCUGAAAGAAAACGACGUAAGUAUAACGUACGUAAAGCCAGAGACAAAAAACAAUCAGCCCGUUCCGAACCAGUGGAGACAAAGUCUGACUCCAUCGACGAAACAAUUACUGCUGUCGUCCAACCAGACAAUCAACCCUUCAGUCCAGUCAACUCAAGCAAUAACCAGCCCAAUAACGUCCCCGAUAGUACUCAACCCGGAGGUCUCAGUGAUAUCAAGUCUGGGUCAAUUGUCGAGCGACUCUACCGCAGACUCACUGAAGAUCAACUCGAAGCACCUUCAGCAUCAGCAGGUGCUCUGCAAACCGGACAGCCCGACGGAGCUGAACCCUCCGAACACUUGAAAUUGGAAGAAGCGCAUCUAUCAGCGCCAUCUUCAGCAAACUUAGUAUCCCAUACUAUUAUCAUUGAUGAUAACAAGCCGUCAAAGGUUUACAGUUUCUCGUUGCCAAAUAAUGAUCGUCCCCAGUCCUGUCCCAGUGUCCAAGUUCCUCUUGAUAGUAAUGCUGAUGAUAGUGAUAAUAAAUCAAAAUGUUUUAAGAUCGUACCCAGACAAGGACGCAGAAGCCUUGAUUCUUUACAAGCAGAUCUCACAAAUGCCUGUCGACGUUGGGCUGCCGGUCGUAGUGAUGAACACAACGAUUCAAAUAAAGAAGCAGAGUCUGUGAAGAUCGAUAAUGUCAAGCGCGAUUUAUUUAAUCCAAGUAUUACUGAAGACACUUUGACUGCCGAUGAGGGAGAUGAUCUCGAACCACCUGGUGAUAAUCAACAACUUGAUGACAAUGAUAACGGACCAGUCGAACCAGAAGAUCAAGAAGAAGAAGAAGAAGAAGAAGAAGAGGAAGCUUCUGAUUCUCCAGAUAAUAUCGAUGACGAAGCAAUAGUCUCUUCGAUCGACAUGACCGUUCUCGAAGAUUUUGAAUCCGCGAUGCGUCAAGUUGAAGUCGAACGCGGCACUGCCGAUAGUUAAUACGUAACCCAGGCACAAAUCGUAUAAUUUACUACCACUUAGCAAUUUAAAUUAACAGAUUCGUGCCUAAUAGGUCAUUUAAUUAUUUUAAUUAACCGGUAAUUAAUUAAUUUGUAUAUUUACCUAGAGAUUUAUUAUUUUUAUUUGGUCUCAUUUUUUAAUUACUAGAUUUCGUUAGUGUAUACAUUAGACAAGGCAAAAAAAAUCGACUAUUUUUUUUUUCUUUCGAUACUGUGAAAAUAUUCCUGAUGACCAAAAAAAAUUAUUGUACAAGUUUGAGCCCUUAAUAUUGAUAUUAAGAGGUGUAUCGUUACGACAAUUCGUUUUUUGAGAGAAAUUUCAUUUUUUACCCAAAACUCGUAAAUCAUCUAUCUGAAAAAUUUGAGCAAUUUAUAUUCUUAAAGGACAUUGAAUUUAAAAAACAAAUCAAUAUUUAAGGCACGGUUACAAGGAUACGGCUCGUUUUACGUCAAUUUAAUAAGAGAGAUUUAUUAUAGGAAAUUCAAUGUCCUUUAAGAAUAUAUAUUGCUCAAAUUUUUCAGAUAAAUGAUUUACGAGUUUUGGGUAAAAAUGAAAUUUCUGUCAAAAAACGAAUUGUCGUAACGAUACACCUCUUAAUAUCAAUAGGGUUCAAAUUUGCACAAUAAUUUUUUUUUGGUCAUCAGGAAUAAUAUUUUCACAGUCUCGAAAGAAAAAAAAAUAGUCGAUUUUUUUGGCCCAGUCUAGUAUACAUAUACUAUUUGUAUAUAUACCGACCAAAGUUAUUUACAAAAAUAAUAAUAAUAAUUAUUAUCAUUAUUAUCAAUGACAGCUCGCCAAAGAAAAUAAUAAUAAUUGUAAUUAUUGUUAUUAAAAUAUUAAUAAUAAUGAUAAUGAUGAACGAGCUGAUUUUGAAUUAUAGAAACACGCACAUAUCUUGAGAAUGGAAUUUAAUAAGUAAAAUAUUAAUAAAUUUAUCAUUGGAUUAAUAAAUAAUAAUAUAAGAAAUGAGAGGUAUGGAUUAAAUUACGUCGGUUUAUUAUGAAACGAUAAACCACGUAAGCCAUAUAUUACCGUUACUGCCUUAAUAGUCAUUUAAUUAAAUAUUUUAAUGGUUUUAUUAUUAAUUUAUGAAUAAUAACUGAUAUUAAAAUAUCUUCAAAUGAACGAAAAUCCGGUAUACUUUUUAAUUAAGUAUAAUUAAUAAUUACUAUUACUUGAUACCGAAGGGAAAUUAUAAUGAUGAAAAAAUAAUUAUAAAUAUAUGACGAUAACAUAUUUAUGUUUGGGUAAUAUGAAUAAAUGAGUAAAUAAUAAAUCAAAGUAUUAAUAUGAGAUAUAAUUAUUAAGAUGAAUUAAUAAUUAUGCAAGUAAUUGUAAUAAUUGGGUAAUGGGCGUGUACAUAAGUCUGAAAUUGGUCAAGAUUUUUCGUCCUUUUAUUUAUAUUAAUUUGUGUUUUUAUUUAAAUUUAGUAUUAAUUAUUAAUUUACAAUUAAUAUUAGCCGUUUUAGUUUAUUAAUUAAUCGAUUUAUUGAUUAGUUUAUUAAUUUAUUUAUAUCGUUAUAUUUACAAAUGUCAUUUUUGUAUACUCGCUUGCGAAUGAUUCUCAAUUUAACUCAAGGAUUAGUAGAAAGUAAUUAAUUAUUAAUUAUUAAUAAAUAGUUAACGUUUUUUUUGCUCGUUAUAUCGUUGAUUUGUUUAAGUAACUUAAGUUAUUUUAAAUAAAUAAGUUGGUUAAUUUAAUUGAUUAUUGUAUCGAUUGAUAUUAAGGAGUUGUGUAUUUCCGUAACAAUACUGAUUAAUUGAUUAAUUUUCAAUUAAUCUUACAAAUUUUUUUAGUGAU